Molecule: messenger RNA, 4320 nt
Organism: Closterium sp. NIES-65
Lineage: Eukaryota; Viridiplantae; Streptophyta; Zygnematophyceae; Desmidiales; Closteriaceae
Source: the annotation of a GenBank genome assembly
AUGGCUGUCGGGCAAGUGGUGUACCUAUUGCCUGAAGCAUCAGCGGAAAAGGCCAAGCUUAAAGCGGGUGCAGUGCUCAAAGUGCUUACGGUAAAAUCGAGGAAUGCGGGGGAGAAGGAAAAACCAAACUCGGCGGGUACUUCUGCGAGCAGCAGCAGCAACAGCGGUGCUGCGAAUGACACACCAGCCAUGGCCACUGUGUGUGCUCCGGUCAACCUUGUAUCCGCACCUCCUCCCGCUGCUACGCCUGUAGCUACUUCUAUGCCCUCCCCUCUCCCUUGGCCUAUCCCGGUGGAUGGGAGCAUCAAGCCGUGCCCAGCCAGCAACAACCGGCCGUCCCAAGCCAUCCUUGCAUAUUCCGCCACGGUUAGAGUGCAGAGCCUCUGGGCUACCAUGGGCCCGGGUGUGGGGCGCGGGGGGAGCGGGCGCACUGCGCUUGCCGCGGCUGCUGCUCGUGCUUCUAGGGUUGACAUUUCCUCAGGGCCUCCUGCUGUGCAGUUCAAGUGGAAGGCGGAUAUUGCGCCCAUGCCCGCGGCCGAGGGGAUGUUUCUUGAGUGGAUGGCAGAGCCACGUGUCGGGCUGCUGUUGGACCUGGAUGUGGUCAGAUGCCAGCUGGCAGAUAUGAUGAAAAUUCACGAUCUGGUAGCAGCAAGUGGUGGUGCUACAGCCGGUGGUGGUGCUACAGCCGGUGGCGGUGCUCCCAAGCACUUCUGGUGGUGCUGCUGGCAGUGCAGCGCGUGUUGGACCGCCUACCGCCGCUGCCUCUCUGUUGUCGUUUUCCUCGUGCUUGUAGCGAGGCUUCCCCGUAUAGUCACACUGUGGCGCCUGCACAUGAAGUUCUGCUACGUGGCCUUCCCAACUCUGGUGAAUCAGCUGAACGCGGGGAGGCAUGUCGGGGGGGUGGGGGGCAGGCAGGCGGAACAGCAGGCGAGUAGGCAGGCGGGGAAGGGGGGAGAAAGGCAGGUGGGUGGGGAAGCGGAGGAGGAUUGCUUUGGAUCGAUCCUGGUGCAGGUGCUUGGAGUGAAAGGAAAGAAGGAACUGGGGUCGGGCUUUGCUGCUCAUGUGCUGCCGUUGCUGCCAGGGGGAAGACGGGCGCACGGAGGUAUGCGAGGGGGGGCGGGGAGAGGAGGGGGAGUAGGAGGAGGGAUUGGCUGGGUGGAAGGGGGAGAGGAGUGGAGGGAGGGGUUGAGAGGGGUGGAGUGGGAUGAGUAUGUGGAGCGUGUGGGGAAGAUUAUCUCCCAUGGAGGGCUGGAGGCUGAACAGUACCGGUGCAGCUGCAGGCAGUGCGAAGAAAACGAGGAUGCAUGGGGGAGUGAGGAUGGGGGCAGCAGGCAUCAAGGCAAUGGCACGGCUGCUGCUAGUGGUGCUGGUACUGGUGCUGCUGGCAGUGGUGGUGUUGCUGGCAGUGGUGGUGGUGCGGGCAGUGGCAUGGUCAUAACUGGCGUUGACCCGACUGACUUUGCUCUCUGGGCCGCCCUGACGCUCUGUGUGCCGCGCGCUGCGGUCUAUGGCGUGCAGGCGUUUACCGAUGCAUGCAAUAACAGGUACAAGGAGCACGUGGAGGACGCUGCUGUGGAGGUAGCCAGGCAACGGCUCGCAGAGAGGGCAGAAGGGGAGAGGGGGCAGCAGGGCAGAAGCCGACAGAGGGGCAUGGAGAGCAGGAGGGUGGGGGGGAGAGGAACAGAGGGGAAGGCGAAAGGACAGGGGCGGGAGGAGCCGUUCGGUGCUGUUCCCAAGCCUGUGGGCGCGGCAAGUGCGGAAGGCUCAGCCACUAGUUGUGUUCCGGGGUGGGAGGAAUUUCCAGCGGGGAACAGAGGGACGCUGAAGGCACAUGAACGUGCAUGUGGAGUCCCGGUUGGGGCAGGGGGAGUGGGGGCAGGGGGAGAAGGGGGUGAGUUCUUGGGAUUGAAUACCUUUCAAAUAGGCAGCUUCCGGGACUCUGUGUUCGACCGAGAUGAGAUGCUGAAAGAAUUCAACAUUGGAUCAGCCAAGUGUCUGCAGGAGAGGGGGAUUGCCACGAGCCCAGUAGAGAACGUGCAGGAGUAUGGAGCUGCCAAGGCUCUGAGUGACAGCAGCACGCUCUCUCCCGCGUUCCCGACCCUCGCAGACCGGGUCAAGGAGUUUCUGAGAAGGUUCUCGCCGAAGCGGCAGGCGAAGGAGGGGCGUGGGGGACCGCUGACCCGAGCAAUCACCGACUGGGUGCUGCGACUCCACCUGGUGGGGGCAGAGACUAGCAGCAGCAGUGACAGCAGCAGCAGGGGGGGAGAAGGAGCGAGGAGGGAUAUGAGCUGGGCGGCGCUGGCCCUGGGGGCGUAUUCCCCGGGCAAGUUAAAGCCCAUGCUGAGAUCCGCUCAGGAGGUGGACGCUUUUGUUGAGUUCAUGGUUGAAACGACGAACCUGACGCCCGCCUGCAACUGCUGCCACAUGUGCUUUAACAUGUUCAACCAGGCCGUUACCCCCGCCGCCCUUGUUGCCUCGUUCGCCUUCCGCCCCUCCUCGGUGGUCCUCCGCUGCAUGCUCUCUCUCUACCGCCCACGCUCCCCUCAGUGCCCCUCGUCUGUGCUCCUCCGCUCCGUGCUCUCUCUCUACCGCCCGCGCUCCCCUCAGGUGAGAGUUCUCCUAGAGUUCUCUUCAGAUAGAGGUGAGAGUCCUCGUAGGCCCUUCGAUGUAUCCUUCUCCUCUGUCCUUCUCCUCUAUCCUUCUCCUCUAUCCUUCUCCUCUAUCCUUCUCCUCUAUCCUUCUCCUCUCUCCUUCUCCUCUAUCCUUCUCCUCUCUCCUUCUCCUCUAUCCUUCUCAUCCUUCAUUCUCCUCUCUCUCCUUCUCAUCCUUCAUUCUCCUCUCUCCUUCUCAUAUUUCAUUCUCCUCUCUCCUUCUCAUCCUUCAUUCUCCUCUCUCCUUCUCAUCUUUCAUUCUCCUCUCUCCUUCUCAUCUUUCAUCCUCCUCUCUCCUUCUCAUCUUUCAUCCUCCUCUCUCCUUCUCAUCUUUCAUUCUCCUCUCUCCUUCUCAUCUUUCUUUCUCCUCUCUCCUUCUCAUCUUUCAUUCUCCUCUCUCCUUCUCAUCUUUCAUUCUCCUCUCCCCUUCUCAUCUUUCAUUCUCCUCUCUCCUUCUCAUCUUUCAUUCUCCUCUCUCCUCCUCAUCUUUCAUUCUCCUCUCUCCUUCUCAUCUUUCAUUCUCCUCUGUCCUUCUCAUCUUUCAUUCUCCUCUGUCCUUUCUCAUAUUUCCUUCUCCUCUCUCCUUCUCCUCUCGCCUUCUCCUCUCGCCUUCUCCUCUGUCCUUCUCCUCUGUCCUUCUUCUCUGUUCUCCCUCCACCGCCCACACUCACCCCUUCAGAUGAAAGAGCUCCUAGACACGCUCGGGAUCCCGCCCCUGCCGGACCUGGUCCCGGACCGCCUCGUGGCUUCUCUUCUUGAAGGCAUGAAAGAGCUUCUGGACACGCUCGGAAUCCCACCCGUCCCGGACCUCGUUCCAGACCGCCUCGUGGCUCCUCUUCUCGAAGGCGUGUUGGAGCACAAGCGCCUGCACUUCCUCUACUCUGCAUCCAUCCUUCUCUCCCGAGAGGGCGUCGUGAAGGAUAUCAUGGAGCUGACUAGAGGAGACGGGGUGGCGAGGAGUGAAGAGGAGUUGAGACAGGUGGAGUGGAACGGGUGGGAUGGGAAGGAGGAGUGGCUGGUGUGGGAGGAGGUGGACAGCUGGCGGAACGCGGCGUUUAGGGCGUGGCCUGUGGUGGAGCUGAUGUAUGAGGCGCCGCAUAGCUGGGCGGCAAUUGGGGAGGAGGAGAGGGUGAGGGAUUGUUGUGCGGGGAUGAGGCGGAAGGAGAGGGAGUGUGAGGAGAUUAGUCGGGGGAAGGAGCGGGCUUUGGUGGAUAGAAUGGUUGCUGCUGCUGCUACUGAUGGUAGCGCUGGUAGUGCUGCUGCUGCUGCUGCUUCGGGAAGUGAGAGUGCAGUGGGAGGCGGGUUGAAAAUCGCGCCCGCGUACCUGGUGCCGUGGGUGGGGGGAGUGAACCCGUUUGCAUGCCUGCGGGAGAUGCUGCUGGGGGAGACGUGCUACUGGGAGCUCUCAGACGGGCGGAGGGUCGGGGUGACACCUGGGGCAGGCUCAUCUGCUGCUGCCCCUGCUGCGUCGGAUUCAAGAGCACCCGCAGGAGGAUCAGGAGGAGCAGGGGGGGUGCGUUGCUGUGCUUUCCCGGGGUGUGGCAGGGCGGAGAGGCCCGGGAGGCCGCCAUUGAAGGCGUGCUCCCGGUGCAACCAGGCUGCCUACUGCGACAGGGACUGCCAGAGGGCUCACUGGAAGGUGCAUAAGCUGCAGUGCCAGCCUAAGUGA